Morus notabilis is the source of this 2387-nucleotide messenger RNA. Its product is annotated as probable GTP-binding protein OBGC2. Lineage: Eukaryota; Viridiplantae; Streptophyta; Magnoliopsida; Rosales; Moraceae. The transcript is spliced from 11 exons. Gene Ontology annotation, cellular component: mitochondrion. The record is from RefSeq and is a predicted model, not a curated record. Bases 39 to 2387 code for a protein of 782 amino acids. Gene Ontology annotation, molecular function: GTP binding; GTPase activity; DNA binding. Gene Ontology annotation, biological process: regulation of DNA-templated transcription.
CUCCUCACUCGCUUCAGUUAGCUUCACUACUUUUAACUAUGGCGUCUCUCCUCUCUCUACCGCCAUCUACUUCGUAUUUUCUCAAUCACGAUUCCUUGCUUUCCUCCGUCAUCUUCCCCAAAAGGCAAAAUAAUCAACGCUCGUGGAAUUACAAAGAUAUUAGAUACUGCACAAUCAAGUGCCGAAUUGCCAAGACCAAAGAAUCUCCUUCCACAAAACCAGCAACGCUUGUAAAGGAACCUCACAAGUACUUUGAUCAGGUCAUCAUUACAGUUCGUUCAGGAGGCGGAGGCCACGGUGCUGUCCUAAAUAUGCCGAACCAGAGAGCUCCUGGGGACAAGUCGCAAGGAAAACGCGAUCAUAAGGAGAAAACCAGGAAGAAAAGUCCUUACAAAAGGGACUUUGAUGGGUCACUUAUAUUGCCCACUGGUGGGCAUGGAGGAGAUGUGGUGAUUUAUGCCGACGAAGGAAAGGAUUCAUUGUUGGAAUUUCACACGAAAAGCCGGUAUAAUGCAAAACGCGGCGGGAAUGUUGAUGCCAUGGGUGUUUUGACUUCUCAAUUACAAAAUGGCCUUUCUGCACCAACUUUGCGUAUUCCUGUGCCUGUAGGUACAGUAGUGAAACAUAAGCGGGGAAAGUUGUUUGCGGAUCUAGCACGUCCAGGUGAUGAAGUCAUCGUGGCAAGGGGUGGACAAGGAGGGAUUUGCUUGAUAGACGUUCCUCCACAGAGAAAGAAAAGGAUGAUGGCUAUGACCACAAAUGUGAUGAGAGAUGAUAGUGAUAAGGUCUUAGUUCAUGGUCAACCUGGAGAGGAGGUUAGUUUGGAGUUGAUUCUACGAGUUGUUGCUGAUGUUGGUUUGAUUGGUCUUCCAAAUGCUGGGAAAUCAACUCUUUUGGCAGCCAUCACGCUUGCAAAGCCUGAUAUUGCCGAUUAUCCUUUCACAACCUUAAUGCCAAAUCUUGGACGCCUCGACGGGGACCCAAGUUUAGGGGCAGGAAUGUAUUCUUCUGAAGCAACGUUAGCAGAUUUGCCUGGUCUUAUAGAAGGUGCUCAUCUGGGGAAGGGUCUUGGACGCAAUUUUUUAAGGCAUUUGAGGAGAACUCGACUACUGGUCCAUGUUGUUGAUGCAGCAGCUGAGAAUCCUGUACAAGACUACAGAACCGUCAAAGAGGAAUUGCGUAUGUAUAAUCCCAAUUAUCUCGAACGGCCAUACAUUGUGGUGUUGAAUAAAAUUGACCUUCCUGAGGCAAGGGAUAGGCUUCAGUCUUUGACUGAGGAAAUAUCAAGAAUCGGAUGUGAGAGAACACCUUCUGAGCCAGAGAUAAGCUCUGGCGAUAUAGUUCAACCUUUCUCUUCUGAAGAUGGAAAUGCCGCCUUAGAUUCUUUGGCGGCUCUUAAUGAAGACAGGAAUGAGAAGCAAAUUGAAGACUACCCGCUGCCCCUUGCUGUUGUGGGAGUCAGUGUUCUGAAAGGUAUCAUGAUAAAAGAGAUGUUGAACGAGAUAAGAGCGGCUCUGAGGAAGUGCAAUAGCUCCACUGAACUAUUGGAAUCGACUGUAACACACAUACAAUUAUCCCCUCACCAUCUUUGGAUUGCUACAAUGUUGAAGUCGGGCAUUGGUCUUGGGGAGAGGAAACAGGUGAAGAAGCCAGCGCAGGCAAGCUCAAGAAAAGGCUGCAUGAGAGGCAAAGGCGGUCCUGAGAACGCUACGUGCACUUACAAAGGCGUUCGCCAGAGGACUUGGGGGAAAUGGGUCGCCGAGAUCAGAGAACCCAACCGCGGCGCUCGCCUCUGGUUAGGCACUUUCGACACCUCCCAUGAAGCCGCCAUGGCCUAUGACGCUGCCGCCCGCAAACUCUACGGCUCCGACGCCAAGCUCAACUUGCCAGAUUUAUCAUCAUCAUCUCAAUCACAAUCACAAUCCAACAACAAUAACAAGGAUAUUAAUAGUACCGACAGUCCCCACUACCAUGCCUCAAAUUCCGCCGCUAGUACUACUACAAUAUUACCGGAAAAUCAAACAAAAAUCCCUCAGGCUCUGCACAAUUCAGGUACUACUACUACUGCAAUAGUGGUUUCUGAUAAUCAUGUGUGUUAUCCUGAUGGAGGUUUCGAGGGCCGAGUGAAAAUAAUAGAUCAAGGCAGUAGUAGUGGUGGUGGUGGUGGUGGUGAUGUGCAUAAGCAAGCACGUGAUGCUGUUGAGGAGGGGAUAAUUGAUGGGCUGUGGGGGAGUGUGAACGCCAGCUUGCCGAUGUUUGACGACUCGAUAUGGGCGGAGGCGGCGUUGUCGCUCGAUUUUCCGAUCAUGGAGAAUCACGGGAUUUUCCCCGGCAACAUUGUUGAUGGAAGUGGCUGGGAAGCCUUGCAGUCUCCAUGGUGCAUGUGA